Molecule: messenger RNA, 5732 nt
Organism: Hemiscyllium ocellatum (epaulette shark)
Lineage: Eukaryota; Metazoa; Chordata; Chondrichthyes; Orectolobiformes; Hemiscylliidae
Gene: mettl1
Product: methyltransferase 1, tRNA methylguanosine
Exons: 6
Coding region: 15-809 (264 amino acids)
Biological process (GO): tRNA methylation; RNA (guanine-N7)-methylation
Cellular component (GO): tRNA methyltransferase complex
Molecular function (GO): tRNA (guanine(46)-N7)-methyltransferase activity
Source: RefSeq, a predicted model, not a curated record
CAAAAUCGGCGAUCAUGGCGGUAUCUGCUCCUCAGAAACGUUUUUACCGGCAGCGUGCUCACUCCAAUCCUAUGGCGGAUCAUGUCUUCGAUUACCCUGUAAAGCCUGAAGAGAUGGACUGGUCCCAGCACUACCCUGAAUAUUUCAAACCACGCUCAGAAAAUUACCAUCACGAUGAUGAGAAAGAUCUCAUUGAUGAAAAGAAAUUGAAGUUCCAGGUGGAGUUUGCAGAUAUAGGCUGUGGAUAUGGAGGUUUACUAGUUGAGUUAUCUGACCUAUUUCCCAAUUCAUUGAUUCUGGGUCUCGAAAUCCGAGUGAAGGUAUCUGACUAUGUCAUUGAUCGCAUCAAAUCGCUAAGAGCUUCCAAUCCUGGAAAGUACCAGAACAUCGCGUGCAUUAGAAGCAAUGCCAUGAAGUAUUUACCAAACUUCUUCAAAAAAGGGCAGCUAAGUAAGAUGUUUUUCCUCUUUCCGGAUCCACAUUUUAAAAAGACAAAACACAAAUGGAGAAUAAUUAGCUCUACGUUGCUGGCUGAAUAUGCUUAUGUACUGCGUGUCGGGGGUUUGGUCUACACAAUUACUGAUGUGCAGGAAGUACAUGAGUGGAUGGUCAAACACUUCACGGAACACCCAUUGUUUGAAUACGUUCAACUAGAGAAACUGAAAGAUGACAUCAUCAUUGAUCGCCUUGGUGUCUGCACAGAAGAAGGUAAAAAAGUAUUAAGGAAUGGAGGACAGAAUUUUACUGCAGUAUUUCAACGAGUUGAGGAUAAAAACCAGAAGCUGAAAAUUGAAGAGCAAAAGUCCUGAGAGGAACUCUCAUUUGAUUUCACAGAGGUAAAUGACAAAGUGGUAAGCUCACGUCAUUUGGAACACACAAGACCCACUCUGGUGGCUACAACUGGAGAAACUGCAUUGAAGGUGGGGUGGCCCACCUAAAUGAACUGAAAAUAACCUUAAUGGCAGUCUUCAAAUACAAGUGUCGACAACUGUACAUUCUUGCAUGAAUGUUACAUAUCAACAAUAUAAGUGAAGGGUUUGAAAGUUGGUUACCUAGAGGCAAUUUACAGACGUUUAGUUUUAUGGUUGUAAAAUAUUUAUCAAUACUAUAUUCCUUAUUUCAUGCUCUAAAAAUCAAUGUAAAAGAUUCUACUGAAAUAUGUACAUCAGAAGUCUUCACUGUGACUGAUUUGUUUGUUUAGUCUUGCUGCAGUUGAGAAUUAUAUCACCUUUAAUUUGCAUGCUUGAACUUAAAGCUUCUUUAAACAGCUGCCUAUACUACAGCAGUAAUGACAUUUCCCAAAACCCAGUUAAUUAUUUUCUGGUUUCCUGAGGCUGUGAAAGGCAGUAUACAAAUACAAUUCUGUCUGCCUGUCUUUACAUCAGAGGAUUUAUCAAGCAGGCUCAAUGCCAUAUUAAUAAUAACUACUUUUGCUUCCUUUAGUACCUUGAGUGUCAUCUUAUCUCCAUUGAUAGCACUCCCCUCUGAGUCACAGGAUUGUGAUUUGAAUCUGACUCAUAAUAUAAAGACUGCUGCACUGUUGGAAGUCUCUUCACCGAUGAAAUAAUUAUCUUCUAUCUUUGAAAUUAAUUAUCAUCCAUUCAGAAAAUUCUCCCAGUGUACUGGUCAGCAUUCAUCUCGCAACAAUGUUCUCAAAAGGGUCUUAUUGUGAAUAAUUUCACUCUUGCAAAUCAUUACCGUACAAAAGUAACUACGUUUCAAAGUUAACCAUUACAUAACACCAGGUUAUAGUCCUACAGGUUUAUUUUGAAGUAUUAGCUUUCGGAGCACUGCUCCUUUGUCAGAUAGCUAGCUAGGUGAAGGAGCAGCACUUCAAAAGCUUGUACUUCCAAAUAAACCUGUUGGACUAUAACCUGGUGUUGUGUGAUUUUUAACUUUGUCCACCCCAGUCCAACACUAGCACCUCCACCAUCAUACAUUUAAAAGAUAUUUAUUUAAAUGUGUACCACUGUAGGACAUCCCGCAGAUAUAGAAAAUAAAUUCAAGCUGUUUCAUUUGGUUAUUUUCUUUUUCUAAUAUUUAUUUUCAGCUAUGGAAAAAACUAAAAUUUGGCUAGUUGACUGUGGCCACUGAGUUAAAAUUAUCUUGAUCUUAAUCCAUAUUGUAAUGAAAACAGACUAUUUUGAUCUUUUGCUUUUGAAGAGUAGAUGUUCAUUAUUCUGAUUCAACUUUAUCAUUAAGAUAUUUUAGUAUGAAACGGUGGACUGCUGGAACUGACACCUGCAACACAACAUUAUAAAACACACACUUCAAUUUCAUAAAUUCUGCCAAAUUUUGAUUUUGUCUCCAAUCUUGUUCCCAAUAAAUAACCCUUAUUUUAAAAAAAAGAAAUUGAACAAAAUUCCCCUUUGUAUGGAUUUGCCAUUAAUUGAAACUUUAUAAUAGUGCUGGGGUUUCAAUAGUCAACAUGUUAGUAGGCAUUAAUAUCAGACUGGUUCAUUACUGCUGUCACAACAGGUGCCAGGUUCACUGGCAUCAUUACCAAUAUGAUCAUGAAAGUAUACAAUCUUGUUUCUAAUUGACUUUAAUGGAUUGGAUUGAACAGUGUCAUGUAUUUUGACACAUGUUACAGGGCAAAUGUGCAUUUCUUAGACACAGAAUUUUUGACUUUGCAAUAAAGUUGCUGUGCUUUCAGGUGAUGAGGUCAGUAGUUACAGCACACAGCUUGUAAAAGAAGGGCAAUAAUUAACUGAAAGGGUCACUGAGUUAGAGUUGUAAGGGCCAAAUAUGUAUUUUUAAAAACUUAUAUGUUGGAAUUAAGUCAAUCGAAUAUAUUUUUUCUGGGUAGGCUAAGUUCUGCAGGCUACUUGUAUGCCUUUUUACAUUUUUAAACAGUAUUCACAAUUUGUGUCUCUGAAAUCUACCAUGGUUUUGCAGAAACUCUGGCUUCAUUUUUUGUUCAUUCUUAUCUACACACUCUUGAGUAGGGAUCCUAUUGUCACUUUGUAUUUUAUAAAUAUGUCCUCAUUUCAUCAAUUCAGGAUUUUAAAAACUGCAAGUUUAUGUUCCAUGUGUAUUCUAUAAAUUUUGAAAUUAGUGACCAUUCAGAAAAUACAGCCACUUUUGAUGGAAUGAAGUAAUGCUUUUUGUGUGAGAUCACUGAAAACAAUGCUUGUGUUUACUGGCAUUUGAGCAGCUGUUUUUAACAGCACUUGAACUGGAGUAGCUUUUUCUAUAAUAUUUUAAAUGUGUUUAAAAUUGAUUAAAAUUUGCAAUCUGCUCAAACCCUUUCUUUCCCAUAAACCACAAAUAAGUGGAUAGAGCCUUUUUAUAAUAAGGAUUGGCUCUUUCGGAAUCUCUGUGGAGAUUUCACAAUUCACGAUCCUAAAAUGCUGUGUCCUUCUUUAGUCGGAAACUAGCCAGCAUAUUUCAAUUUGCAAAGCUGUUGGAUCAAGCAGCAAUUUAAGGUGCUUCAUAAGCAUUAUUGGCCAAUUAUUUGAAAUGAGCCACAUAGAGAUAGUAGGACAGAAAGUGGUUUGGUCUAACAAGCAGAGGGGGGCUUGGGGAGCAAAUUUCAGAACUUGGGACCCAGUGGUGAAGGGAUAUGUGAAGGGCCAAACCAAGAGGAGCACAGAAGUUUGGAGAAGGAUAAGAGAUAGUGGGCUAGGUUCAUGGAGCAAUGGCUGCCACUGGUGGACUGAUGGAAAUCCAGGGAUAGACAAAACAACAGAUUGGAGGAGCAUAGAGUUCUCAGUAGAUCUUAGGGCAGGAGUUCAGAACACCUGCAAAUAUUUCUGUUGUUCAGUGGGAAGAGGAUUUAAAAUCAUAGAGUCAUAUAGCACAGAAAUAGCCCCUUCACCCCAACUUAUCUGACAUGACCAGACAUCCCGAUCUGACCUAGUCCCAUUUACCAGCAUUUGGUCCAUAUCCCUAUCAACCCUUCCUAUUCAUACACCCAUUCAGCUGUCUUUUUAAAUGUUGUAAUUGUAUCUAUCUCCAUCACUUCCUCUGACAGCUCAUUCUGUACUUGCACCACCUUCUGCAUGAAAAAAAUUAUGACUCCAGUCCUUUAUCAAUCUUUUCCCCCCACCUCACCUUUAAACCUAUGCCCUCUACGUUUGGACUCUCCUUUCCUGGGAAAAAGACCUUGGCUAUUUAUCCCAUCCAUGCCCCUCAUGAUUUUAUAAAUCUCUUUCGGAUUGCCCCUCAGUCUUCUACACUCCAGUGGAAAAAAAGUCCCAGCCUAUUCAGCCUCUCAAAGCAUGCUCGAGGAGCCAAAUGGCCUACUCCUACUACUAGUUCUUAUGUUCUCUCCCUAUAACUCAGACCCUCCAAUCCCAGCAACAUUCUUGUAAAUGUUUUCUGCACCCUCUCCAGUUUAACAACAUUCUUGCUAUUAGAAGGGCCACCAGAAUUGCCCGCAGUAUUCCAAAUGUAGCCUCACCAGUGUCCUGUACAACUGCCACAUGAUGUUUCAACUCCUAUAUACCAUGCUCUGACCAAUCAAGGCAAGCAUGUCAAAUGCCACCUUCACCACACUGUCUACCUAUGACUCCACUUUCAAGGAACUAUGCACCUGCACUGCUACAUUCCUAGAACUCUUUUUGUUUGGCAACACUCCCCAAGACCCUACCAUUAACCAGAACAUUUGGUGAGGCCACCUUUGGAAUAUUAUGUGCAAUUCUGGUUUCCCUCCUUUUGGAAGGAUGUUGUGAAACUUGACAGGGUUCAGAAAAGAUUUACAAGAAUGUUGCCAGGGUUGGAGGGUUUGAGCUACAGGGAGAGGCUGAACAGGCUGGGGCUGUUUUCCCUGGAGUGUUGGAGGCUAUGGGGUGACCUCAUAGAGGUUUACAAAAUUAUGAGGGGCUUGGAUAGGGUAAAUAGACAAGGCCUUUCCCUGGAGUGGGGAAGUCCUGAACUAGAGGGCAUAGGUGUAGGACGAGAGGGGAAAGAUAUAAAAGGGACCUAAAGGGGCAACAUUUUCAUGUCGAGGGUGGUGCACCUAUAGAAUGUGCUGCCAGAGGAAGUGGUGGAGGCUGGUACAAUUUACAGCAUUUAAAAGUCAUCCGGAUGGGUAUAUGAAUAGGAAGAGUUUAGAGGGAUAUGGGCCAAGUGCUGGCAAAUGGGACUAGAUUGGGUUAGGAUAUAUGGUCGACGUGGAUGAGUUGGACUGAAGGGUCUGUUUCCAUGCUGUACAUCUCUAUGACUCUAUUAACUUUAGCACAUUCAGUGAUUUGAUCUGUUUGGUCACCAAGAUUACAGUGCACGAUUGACAUCUAUUGAUUUUGCUGAGUUAUGUUUAUAUAUUAAACAAGUGAUGGAAAGAUUUGCCCUGGCUCUUUGCCAAGGUCGGAACAAUUAAAUGUGUUGAGAUACGGAAAAAGUACUAAGUAAUAAAACUACUCCUAGUUUAUUGAUCUUGAUCUUUUGCUCAUUUCUAAUGGCUGAAUGACUAAUGUAUCUUUGUACAGAUUUACAGUCAAUGGCCUUUUUAAUACACCCUGCAAAAGAAUUUGUUACUAAACACAUGGUUUCUUUUGACUAAUGUAUGUAUUUAGGACAGAACCUCAUGGUUUUUGUGUCAAAACUCCUUCUAAUGACAUGUCAUUAUCAUUACUGAGCUGCCUGUUCUGUCUAGCAAUAGUUAUUUUAAAAGUUUAAAGGGUAGCAGUUUUAAAUACAAAAAUCUGGUUAAACCUGUGCAUAACAAAGUUUUAUCAAUAUUCUGAACAGUGAAAUAAACACUGUAAUAUGACUAUUACAUUAUAUAA